Messenger RNA from Spirodela intermedia, 4156 nucleotides. Lineage: Eukaryota; Viridiplantae; Streptophyta; Magnoliopsida; Alismatales; Araceae. The record is from the annotation of a GenBank genome assembly.
AUGGGCUUCGUCCGCAACAUCCCUUCCACGUCCACCCAUCACUCCCUUUCCGACCUGGUGUUCCCUCUGGUUUCCCAGAGGCUCCCCCACCGCAGGUCGCUCAACACGAGCCCCAGGGCGGGGAGGGGAAGACAGCCACUGAGCGCUUUCGCUUCCUCAACGUCCUCCUCCACGGCUUCUUCUUCUCCUUCAUUGUCCUCCUCGCAGGAGAGAACGGGGUCGCCUUCGCUGGGAGAUCUCGUCAGACCUGACUUCCCCAUUCUUCACCAGGUACCAUGAGUAAAUCACAGCCUUAACCCUUCUCGUUUUCCCUUCUUUCUUUUGCUUUUAUCGUCUUCCAUCUUUCAAGGGCUCUAUCAGCAGAUUUCGUGUUGCCAGUUAAUAAUUACGGUCGUUUUUUUGGGUAAUUAUUAAAUGUCAUUCCCUUCUCGACCUGUUUUCAAUCCUUUCUAUUCCAUUGCGCAAAUUAUACAGGACGUGAACGAUUUCAAACUGGUGUACUUGGACAACGCUGCAACUUCUCAAAAACCAUUUGCUGUAUUGAAGUCUCUGAGUGAAUACUAUGAGACGUACAAUUCAAAUGUUCACCGUGGCAUCCAUUAUCUGAGGUACGAUAGCCUGCAGUUCUCUUCAGAGAACAGAUGAAAGUGAUGGAAUCAGUUGAAUCCAAUUGACUUUAGGCGUGUAGAAGGAAUUUUAUUCAGAAAGUCCUUAGCUAAUGUUUUUACCAUAUAGUAUGUAAAUGAAAAUAGCACGAUUUUUGUUUUUAAUCUGACAUUAAUAGUUGAUGCAACCGUCUAAACAAUAAAUUAAUCUAUUAAUGGAUUUUUUGUAUUUUUUAUUUUAAAAAAUUGAGGUCCGUUUCAGCUUUCUUACAGUUCAUUUGUUGGCCUAGUUCAAAGGCUACUGAUGCAUAUGAGCAAGCAAGGGUAAAAGUUGCAGCAUUCGUCAACGCAUCAGAACCUAGAGAAAUCGUGUUUACACGUAAUGCAACUGAAGCCAUCAACUUGGUUGCUUAUUCGUGGGGCCUCUCAAACAUAAAAUCGGGUGAUGAGGUAUGUCCCUCCGGUGUGGUUUGAUAGUUUUCUGUUGGUCGUAUGGAUCAUUUGUACAGGGGCUUGGUUGACUCGUUGAUUUCACCAUAGUUUGCAUGCCUUUAGGGCGUAUGCUUCCUGAGAUACAUUUCAGCUCGACACGUACCCUAUUAGUAAAAUUUCCCUUUUUUUAAAGCAAAAUUUCGAUAAAACUUUUCAGACAGGCACACCGUGCCCAAACUCUUCUCUGAGUAUUUAUUUUCAGUUUUAUUUUGCCAUGCUAGUCAUGAGAUAUUCACGCGUUCUGUCCCAUCUUUAGUUUUUCCUGAUAAACAUUCAUUCAUCUGCCCACUUUCAGCUGAGAUUCGUUGCCAAAUCUCAGCUGCCUAAUUUCCCACUUGCCAAUAUUAAGGUACUCUAUCUACAUCUCACAGAGGUUAACUACAACUUAUUGGUUAUUUUGAAAACAUCAAUCUAUUCUGCUUUAUUGGGAAAUUGUGACUAAGGCAGUGUUGCAUCUGUCUAUUUCCUAACCCAUGAGAGAUGCAAGUGUUAAGAAUCAUGAUCGCCUAGGUCUACUAUGAUUGAAUUUUUUUUUAUAUAUAUGUGCCAUGAUUAGGAAGCUUUUGACUUCCUUUUGAUCUCUGGUGUAGGCUUUGCUAUUUCUUUCCAAGCUAGUAGUCAACACUUCUUGAUACUUUCUUGAUAAGCUUUUACAAGGAGGCAGUGCUGAUGCAUUUCUCGACCCUUUUCCUGCAGAUCAUACUUUCUGUUGCAGAACAUCACAGUGCUAUAGUCCCUUGGCAAUUUGUUGCUCAGAAAACUGGUGCCGUUCUGAAAUUUGUUGAGCUGACCACAGAAGAAGUUCCUGACAUUAAGCAGCUUAAAGGAUUGAUUUCAAAUAAAACAAAGAUUGUAGUUGUUCAUCAUGUCUCAAAUGCCCUUGGUAGGUAUAUAUAUAUACAUCCACAAACGGGUGAUUUUUAUCUUAUGCUUUCGUUACAUCGGUCUCUGACCAAUAACCCGGAACUACUGGCCCUCUUGUCAACUUUGUGAUCUUGAGUUUCAACCAGAAGCCUAAAAAUUUCCAAUUCUGUGAGAACUUUCUGAACUUGGAUUUGAACGCCGGAUCUCUGUGAAUUGCAAUUUCCAUGCUUGUAAAUCAUGAUGUAUGAGUUUUCAAAUGGUGCAUUUGUUAAAAAUGAUCAUUCAUGCGAUUUAAUUCUUACUAGAUAGUGCUAGAUCAAUAGCUCCUUGCUGCUAUCUCCUCACUUUGCAUGGUAUCCAUCUAGGAGUCAGCUACACUAUCAUUUGGUCCGAUGCUUGUCACCAGAAUAGACCUGAUAUUUUCUUAGAGUGAUCGGUACUCUUCUUGCUUAUAUACUGAAACCGGAUCCUGGCCGUUGUUGCAAUGUUCUUACUCACUUUACCCGAUAAACCUCUUGAUUUUUCAACCUAAUGUAAAUUAUUUGCUGUUACCCAAGGUUCUCUCCUUCCAGUCGAUGAAAUCGCCCACUGGGCCCAUGCUGUUGGGGCCAAAAUUCUCGUAGAUGCAUGCCAAAGUGUUCCACAUAUGGCGGUCGAUGUACAGGAGCUAGAUGCUGAUUUCCUAGUUGCAUCUUCACACAAGGUGCAAGCGACGAAUUCCUGCUAUCGCCGUAUAAUUUCAGUUCAACCAUGGCCAGUACGAGUAAUCUAGGAUUUAAAAAACUUUUCUCAGAUGUGUGGACCUACAGGGGUUGGAUUCCUAUAUGGAAAAAUCAGCCUUCUGUCUGCAAUGCCUCCAUUUCUAGGUAAACUCAAUUGGUUGUUCUAUACUACUUAUACGGUCGAGCAUAUUUUUUUAUUUAUUUUUAUGUGGAAAUAUCUAUGCACAUAAUCUUUGCCCUAGACAGGUGGGGGCGAGAUGAUUGCUGAUGUUUUCGAAGAUUAUUCGACUUAUGCUGAACCUCCAUCAAGGUCAGCCAAAUUUAUCUCUUAAAUCAUUACUCCUUUCAGUGCUUGAAACUGAUUUCUUCUCUACUGAGUCUUCGAGUCAGAUUCAUGGGCUACUCUCUACUCAGUCUUCGAGUCAGAUUCCUGCUAGAUUGUUGUAUCUAAAUGAGGAAUCUAGUUUGGGAAACUUAUGAGAGGCGACAUAGCAUGCGCUUGAAUAUGAUUGUUUUCUCACUUUUUUGUGUGUGCAAAAUUCGUAUCUUUUUAAUAAGAACAUCCGAUCCGAUCUGUUUCUUCUUUUAGUCAACUCUUCAUGGGACUCUUCUUCGAUUUCUGUGACCCAUGAUGAAUGAUCAAUGAUCGGCAGAUUUGAGGCUGGAACUCCUGCCAUCGGAGAGACCAUCGGCCUGGGAGCAGCAAUCGAUUAUCUGUCCACCGUCGGCAUGCAGAGAAUUCACGACUACGAGGCAAGUAGUCUUCUUAACAUCAAGAACAAUAAAUAAUAGUAAAUAAUAAUAUUAUUAAAUAUGUUUGCAAGAGCAGCGAUCGAAUUUUUGGGUUCAGUUGCCACAUUUAGAUCUGUUUUCCUACUAUUUUUCUUGCCCAACUGGGUUUUUUUUUUUUUUUGCUAUUUCGAUCUCUUACUCCUACGGCAACUCCUUCAGAAGGAGCUGGCCAGCUACCUCUAUGACAGGCUCAAGGCUGUGCCCAAAGUGCACAUCUAUGGGCCCGCCCCUACGUCAACGGUCCACCGGGCCCCACUCUGUUCCUUCAAUGUGGAAAACAUCCAUCCAACGGACAUCGCAACCCUGCUGGAUGAGCAGGUAUUAUUUUUCUUCCAUUAAUUAUUUAUUUUUUCUUGGUUGGAGCCAUUAUUUAAUACCCAAGUCCUGGUUUUUCCCAGUGGUUUUUUCUUUCUUUCUUGGAACUAGCUGCUCUGGGUUUGACCUUUUGGGUCAACUUAUUAGAAGUAAUGGUCAACGUUUUUUUUUUUGGGGGGGGGGGGGUUGUCUCAGCAUGGGGUGGCCAUCCGGUCGGGGCACCACUGCGCUCAGCUGCUGCACCGGCGACUGGGGAUCAGCUCGAGCGCACGUGCGAGCCUUCACUUCUACAAUACCAAGGAGGAGGUGGACGUCUUCAUCGAAGCCCUUAAAGACACCAUCAGCUUCUUCUCUUCUUAUUUGUAA